CAACUGCUGGAGGGAAGGAAACUCAUUUCUCCUUCACGUCGGGGAACAACAAGGAGGCCUUUUCUUUUCUGGCCAUGUCGUCUGUAGGAACUGCUGAGGCAGAUGGAGACCAGAGGGACCGGCACGUCAGCAAGCUCAUUUUCUUCCUCUUUGUCUUCGGUGCAGUUCUGUUGUGUGUAGGGGUCCUGCUCUCCAUCUUCGGGUACCAGGCAUGCCAAUAUAAGCCCCUCUCACACUGCAGCAUGGUGCUAAAGAUUGCUGGGCCUUCGUGUGCAGUGAUGGGGCUAGGGGCUGUGAUUCUGGCCCGGUCCCGGGCACGCCUGCACCUGCGGGAGCGACAGCGGCAAGGCCUCCGGGACCCUGACCAGUCCUUAUUCUGUGGAGAGAGCCGCCAGUUUGCCCAGUGUCUCAUCUUUGGGUUCUUGUUUCUGGCCAGUGGCAUGCUCAUUAGCAUACUGGGCAUUUGGGUGCCAGGAUGCAGCUCAGACUGGGCACAGGAGCCGCUGAACGAGACAAGCGCAGAAGAGGGAGAAGGCCAGAUGUGCGGCUUCCUCUCUCUGCAGAUCAUGGGGCCCUUGGUUGUGCUUGUGGGGUUGUGUUUCUUUGUGGUGGCCCAUGUUAAGAAGAAAAACAACUUGAGUUCAAGCCGAGACACCUCUGAAAUCGAAGGUGGACGCACGCACAGUACGGAGCCUGUCCACAUCACUGUAGGUGACUCGGUGAUAAUAUUCCCGCCCCCUCCACCACCUUACUUUCCUGAGUCUUCUGCAGUGGCAUCCUCUCCUGGGGCUAACAGCCUGCACCGGAUUGAAAACCCACCUUCCUAUUCCAGCCUUUUUAACUACAGCAGAACCCCAGCUCCUGAGAACCAGGGAGCAGCCUCUGAGAGAGAACGGGAGCUCAUAUACACCAUUUCUGGGCCUGGUUCACCCUCUGUGAAUCCUCACACUGGACCCCUCCCAUUGGACCUGCCCCCUAGAUACGAAGAAAAAGAAACGGCCCCAGCCACACCCCCGGCUGCACCUUCUGAACCCUCCCCACCAUGAGCUACGGA
Apodemus sylvaticus (European woodmouse) is the source of this 1054-nucleotide messenger RNA. RefSeq names its product transmembrane protein 171 (gene Tmem171). The record is from RefSeq and is a predicted model, not a curated record. Lineage: Eukaryota; Metazoa; Chordata; Mammalia; Rodentia; Muridae. The transcript is spliced from 3 exons. The coding region runs from base 75 to 1046 and encodes 323 amino acids.